Molecule: messenger RNA, 1742 nt
Organism: Marasmius oreades (fairy-ring Marasmius)
Lineage: Eukaryota; Fungi; Basidiomycota; Agaricomycetes; Agaricales; Marasmiaceae
Exons: 7
Coding region: 202-1629 (475 amino acids)
Source: RefSeq, a predicted model, not a curated record
CACCUGGACAAAACCCAUGACUUCUCUCCGACCACGAACGAUUGGUAUAUCUGUAUUGCUUCUUCUGUGUUAUGAAAAGAUCAAGUGAGCAGUUUAUGGCAGAAUAAUCAUCAAUUGAAUGCCAUGUGCUGCUCAGUUCUGGUAUAAAGGGCUUUGCAUCUACCAUGAAAUCAACGUAUCAAAUACCCGAAGUGAACCAUCAUGCUGAACAUCGCUCGGGGUCGCGGAAGUCUCUGUUACCUUCGGACUGGCAGAUUACUACAGCAACGUUUCGCGACGAUGGAAAGCAUCAAUAUGGCACAGAAGAAAGAAGGGGAUAUAUCCUCCGUCUUUUCGUCGCUAGGAAGGACUGAAGAGGUGUUUCCUGAACGAUUUGCUCAGCUCAAGAAGGAUCUUUGGAACGACAAACUUGCUCAGUCGUGGACAGAGAUCGUAACAGAACUCGAAGUCAAGGCUGAAGAGAUCGCUUCUCAGGGAUCCGAGUCUAUUCCUCGUGUUAGUUAUAAAGAUCUCCGCAAAGGUCUUACCAAAGAGCAGGUCACUCGAAUCAAGGAGGCAGGUAUUGUUAUUGUCACUGGUGCCGUGCCGAAGGAAGAAGCCUUGUCAUGGAAGAAAUCCAUACAAGAGUAUGCUCAAGCCAACAAGCCUCUUGUUCGGGGCUUCCCGGCGAACAAUGUCCAAGUCUUUGAAUUUUACAAUACUGUAGCCCAAACGGAGGCACGCACGCAUCCUGCUGUCCUUGACACCCAACGUUGCCUUCUUUCCCUCUGGCAUAGUUCUUCACCCUCAGCAGAAGUCAACUUGGACAUCCCCAUCUCCUACUUUGACCGUCUGCGAAUCCGACAACCCGGUGAUAAGAUGUUCACACUGGGCCCACACGUCGACGCAGGGUCAAUUGAACGCUGGGAGGAUACCACUUACCGGUUAACUUUCAGAAAGAUUCUCCAGGGGAAGUGGAGAAAGCAUGAUCCCUAUGAUGUGUGGCCAAGGCUGAAUGCUAAACAGGAUCUGUAUCAUGCACCGAGCCAAUGUUCAAUUUUUCGUCCCUGGCAAGGCUGGCUUUCCCUCUCUAGCACUGGUCCCACCCAAGGUACUCUCCAAUUCUUCCCGGCCCUCAAACUCUCUACGGCGUACAUGAUCUUGCGGCCCUUCUUCAAACCUACACCUGGGGGAGUCUGGGAAGUCAACCUCGAUCAAACAAAUUUCCCUGGUAGUGGUUUGGGAACAGCUCAAGAAUUUAAUACCAAGACACAUCCCCACAUGAAACUGGAUAAAACGGUGGUUUCGCUGCCGAAGGUUGAACCUGGGGAUCUAGUCUAUUGGCACUGUGAUGGUGUUCAUGCGGUUGAGGCUGAGAAUACUGGAGCGGGUGAUUCGAGUGUGAUGUAUAUCCCCGCUGCACCGUUGACGACGUACAACGCUCAUUAUCUCCGGAACCAGAGAAAUAACUUUAUUUCUGGGAUACCUCCUCCAGACUUCCCUGGAGGCGAAGGUGAAUCGAAGUUCGUCGGUCGGGGGACCGUAAACGAUAUUAAGACGAAACUAGGCCGCCAGGCUUAUGGGCUCGAGCCUUUUGCGGUUACGUCUCCGUUUAUGGAGAAGGCAAAUACUAUUCUGAUGGCGGCUUGAAGACGAUGGGACCGGAGAGUCGAUCUGUAAUCCCUUGUUGUGUCUCUUCUUUUUGCUGUCCACAGUCUGUCUACUUUUUUGUAUUGCAUCACUGUAUCAACCACGAGAUUGAG